Saccostrea cuccullata (small rock oyster) is the source of this 1639-nucleotide messenger RNA. RefSeq lists its product as uncharacterized. NCBI's taxonomy places the organism in Eukaryota, Metazoa, Mollusca, Bivalvia, Ostreida, Ostreidae. The transcript has a single exon. The record is from RefSeq and is a predicted model, not a curated record. Bases 145 to 1047 code for a protein of 300 amino acids.
UGAACUCAAUGUUUCUUUUCUAUAGCAAUCUCCAUCUUUAUUGACUUUUCGGACCAAAAGACCCAUUUUCUACCGCGCUAUCAUCAUCCCUGUACGAUCUUUCGAGUAAACAUGUAAAAUGGAGAACAUCAUGAUUCAGUGACAAUGAGGAGGUUUUGGGGAAUUUUUCUGUGCUGUUUUGGUGUAUGCAGUGUAUGUAGAGAAUGCUUUGCUGGAAACUGUCCCCAGGACUGGAUAGAAUUCUGUAACAGGACGACACAUAUCGGAUGUUACUGGGUUGAAUUACAAAAUGUCAGCUAUCUUGUUUCUUACAGCAUCUGUUCUGGUGCUAAAUAUGAAUCUUCUCUUGUAAUGCCCACUGAUCCACUGGAACGAGAUUUCGUUAUCAACUUGGCAAUGUUUCAAGAUUUCUGGUUGGGUGCAGGACAGGACCCCACAACAUGUUACGUAGGUAAUGGGGUCAGUCCAUCACCUGUUGUUAAAAGUUGUAAUGAUGGCAGUUAUACAGUAUGCACGAUGUCUGUGCGUCUUACUAGCAUAACAGGCUGUUCCAUCUUGACAACUGAAUCUGCUUUCCCCACAACAGUAAUUACAACAAAAAUUGAAACUGAGGCUUCAUCAACAACAAAGAUUGAAACUAAUGCCUUAUCAACAACAAACAGUCAAACUGAAGCCUUAUUGACAACAGGAAGUGAAACUGAAGCCUUAACCACAGCAAGUGACCAACUGACCACAGCUUCUUCAGAUUCGUACAGGAAUUUAUCUUUGGACAAUGGAGAAACUCAGUGUCCAUGUGUAGAAGUCUGUUACACAAACUACGAAACAUAUGAAAUUGAUAUCAAAGUAAAGAACAUUAAGCAAAAUCUAACUGUUGAUGUAUCCACCCUCUCUGCGACAGUACGAAAACUGACGUGUGCUGAGGACCCUCGACCAUCCUCUGCUUAUAUUGGCUACACAGGGGGGAUAAUCAUGUCUAUGUUCUUACUAAUGAUCAUCGCUCUUGAUUGCUUUCCUAAAGCACACCGUAAACUUCCUAAAGUACCGUAACACUCAUAAACUUUAAGAUAAAUUGUGAAAUUUGACAUUUUAUUGUGAAUAUAGGUAAAUAAUUAAUUGUCUUUGAUAUUCUAAGAAGACCACCAACAUUUCUCAGUGGACUUUCUAAAGAAAUGGGGAAAAUUGCUCAGAUCUGUGAUUACUGUGCUAGCUUUGUGUUCGUCAUCGUUUUUCUUUUUAAUCGUUGAAAAUUUUUCCAUAGAUAUUGGAAUUCUUCGAUUUUCAUGCUGUGAUUUCAUGAUUUCCUGCUUACAUAAUUGAUCAUUAUUCAAGGAAUCAAUAGAUAAAAAUAAUUUAUUGCAGAGGAGAUACAAAUCAGCUGCCCAUUGGCUACAAAGCUCACCUUGUGGAAGUGUUAUGAAGCAUUCAUUUUAUGCUUAGUUUUGAAAAUGCUCACAAUCGCUCAGCUUAGUAACAAUGCUUUAAUUUUCACAUUUCUUAGAGGAAAUAGGGUACUACAUGUAUGUUCAAAUAGUGUACUAUGUGUGAUGACUUGGUAUGCUGCGAUUCUUUUUUUUUAUUUAAAGAGUUGUAGGCACAAGUCUCUGACUAUGGCUUUAAAUUACACUAAUAGUAGUCAAAG